Messenger RNA from Notodromas monacha, 4621 nucleotides. The record is from the annotation of a GenBank genome assembly. Lineage: Eukaryota; Metazoa; Arthropoda; Ostracoda; Podocopida; Cyprididae.
UCAAUUUUCUCACUCAAAAAGUUUCAUGCAAUAAAGUCGGAAAUGACCUUGAGCUGUCGGAAAGAACGAGUGUAACCUUCGUGAACACGAAGCAGGCUGUGUGAAUCGACGCGAUUUCUUUCGAAAUGAGUCCUACCAAUAUCUCGGUCAGUAGAUUGCGGGAGACGUAUGACUCCACAUCCUCAGAACGAGAGCGCAUAUCCAGCAUAAGAGCAGGUGUGCGAAUUUUCCUGAGUUCUUCGGCGAAUCCAUUGGAAGCUGGAUUUAAGCUUCUCAUGAGCCAACGCGUUCCUGAUCAAUGCUUGGAAUUCAGCCGUUACAUCGUGGGUUCCGUAUUGGAUUGUCUGGUUGAAAUUCGACGCCAAAAGAAAGAGGGAUGUUUGGGAAAGGGUAGGAGAGAUGAAGUUUUCAAGUUUUUUUGUGGUGGAACUUAUUUCUCGUUCCUGAGCAAAGCGUGUCUCGCUUUUGGACUGAAGGAAAAUGGCCAGGAUUUAACAGAAGCUGUUGUGAGAUUGCGCAAGAAUCAGCAGCACAAACAGGCUGCAAUGUGGAUUGUUCACCUUGGACUGCAAGAUUUUUUUGAUCCGGAUGUGAUGAUACGGGAAUUAAUGGCUUGUCGAUCCGUCGAAGAGUUGAAAUCUUACGUGAUGUGCAGUGAACAAACUCGACGUUCAGCAAUCGAGCUUAUUGAUCCUUUGUUGAAAGAUUUUGCUUGCGGAAAAAAUGCAAGCUGUCAACCUGAAGAUAAAGAAUACAAGAAGUCAUUGAAGAAACUACUCGUUUCAUGCUGCGAAAUGAAGGAUUUUUCGCUCUACGAACGUUGCCCAGGGCUCAGAUUCUCGCAAACUGUGGAUGCUUUGAGGUUUUGCGUUAUCAGUACGUUCCGUCAGAAGUCCAUGUGUAAGUCUGAUGUCUUCAUUAUUUCAGCUCUCGAAGCUUUCUCAGACCUCGUUCAAUGUGCGGUGAACAGUGAUCCUGAAGUCGCCGAAUGGCUUGUAGAACAUCUUGAUGGAAUGACUCUACACAAUGAGGCGGCGAAAUGGUCGAAGUUCUACUUUGUCCGACCAAAAAAAGUUUCUUUAGCUUUCGAUGUCGCGUGCAAACGUUUCGAUGAUGGGCUUCAAUCGAAAAUUUUGGUUGCAGACCUAGGAGACUACUAUCCACUAAAAAUUGGCAUUAAAAAUGUCAAGUGGGUGGACUCAGAAGAAAAACUGCUCCAAGCACUGAAUCGGAUUGAAGAAAAUCGCCUUGUUGGUCUUGACGGAGAAUGGACAACAACAGAUUUUGGCGGAAGUAUCCCCAUCGCAUUGUUCCAAAUGGCAAUACCGGACGCUGUGUUUCUUCUUGACAUCCUUGCUUUGCGUGAAUCCUUGAAAGGAGCUGGAGGAGAGCAUUUAAUGCGAAUUUUCACUUCCCCUAGUAUAAUCAAGCUCGGAUUUAGCAUGAAGGACGACAUGGCGCAUCUUGAAGAGCUCAGUGCGGUUUUUCAUGAUCUUGAAGGCCGAGUGUGUCAUCUGUUCGAUUUUCUGGACAUGACGAAGAAUGAUGAUGUUUUUGGUGUUCCUGUGAAACCUGGAUUGUCGAAAACCUACACGAGCAUUUUUUUCAAGAAAAUGCCGCGUGGUGAAAGAUUGGGUGGACUGACAAAUCUAGUUCGUAUUUUUCUGGGGAAGCCUUUGGAUAAACGCGAACAGAAAUCUAACUGGGAGCGUCGUCCAUUGAGAAUGGAGCAGAUCGAAUAUGCCGUUACAUUGGGCGUUGAAACCUCGAAGAUCGGGACUGUGACAAAAGCACAAGCAUCAUUGAAGAAUGAAAAGCCGUCGGCGGAGCCAAUAAAGAAAGCAGUCUCGAAGAAUUCUACUGUUGAAGUUUCGAAUGUGCAAGAUAAGUCGAUUGGUAUUUCUGGGAAAUCCCUUUCAUCCACGACGAUAGAAUCUAUUGUUCAGGAUUCUGUAGUUUCUGUCAGUCGUCGUAAGUCAAAUGAGCCGCCGCCUCCCGAUGGGAACAAAUGGCGUGGCCUGAGGUUCGUGGCCGAUACCAUGAUGCAAGGAGCACAAGUCUCCCCUACGGGCAUCAAACUGUCGACGAAGUCAACCGAGGAAGCGGUUGCGUCUGCAAUGAAUGUUGUCGCUGAAGACACAUCCGUUUUUGUAAAUCGUAUUGAUUCACCAGCAUCUGAUCUGAACCAGUGGCAAGGACUGAAGUUCGUGGCGGAUACCAUGUUGAGAGGAUUAGGUCGAGUUGGAAGCGAUAGAUGUUUACGACUCCCACAGGGCAUUGCAAAAGGUUUGGGGACGGUCGCUAAAUUUUGCCGCGGAUACUUCAAGAAACACCAAAUUUCACGGAUCGUGCAAAGAACAAAUGAAAAAGGAUCAUCUGUGAUUAUCAAGCCGACGACAAAGCCGACAAAGAAAGCUAGCUCGAAGAAACCUGCCGUCCAACAAAAAAAACAUGUCCAAAACGCCCCGAGUGUUGCUGGUCCGUCUAAUCUUCUUGGUCAUGAUGAGUGGAGCUGUGUAUCUGCGGCUGACUGGAACCUUAUACGAGGACUGAAGUUUGUGGCUGAUACCAUGUUCCAAGGAUUGGGGCAUAAGCUUGUUUCCAUGGGAGCCAACUGCAAAAUACUCAGGAAUGGCGAGCCUCAUUCCAAAUGCAUGGAAUAUCAUCAAAAGGAAGGAAGAAUCAUUUUGACCGCAGGCAAGUUCUCAAGUCAAGUUGGAAUUUAUGGAUGUUUACACCCACCACAGCGUAUUGAAGAAGGCUUGAAGGAAAUCGCUAAAUUUUGCCGCUCAUGUCACCAGAAGAUUCAUGUCUCACACCCUCGUCGUGAAGAGAAAACUGUAUCUUCCGAGACAGCUUCGAGAAAAUCGACAACUGAGAAAGGCGUGCUGCUUUCGUCUACGAAUGCUACUACUUCUACCGUAUCACAUUUUCCGAAAUAUGUGUUCAUCUGCGACGAUACCGUCACGCAAUUGGCUUGUCGUUUGCAGUCACUGGGAGUAUCAGAAGAGCUUGCUGGAGCUAAACAAGCUAGUUCUGGGAAAAUGCAUAUCCUCUUGUCUAUGAAGAAGUCGACGCAUAAAUUCCAGUAUAAAGUGAAUGCCGUUGAAACUGAGGAUCAGUUUAGAGAAAUCAUCGUGGUGUUCAGUCUUCCCGUUAAAUUACCGAGCGGACGCUUUGCGCUAUUCUCAGCUUUGACUGGGUUAGCCAAGGAACUUGAAAGGAAAGGCUAUGAUGUUGUCCUUCUCCCUGUUGAUUUUGGGCGAUUUGUACCCGAUUGCGUCAAACAAUGUCGGAUUUUGCUUCACGAUGGUCUUGCGAAUUACAAUUGGGCAAAUAAAGGGAUUCACCCGACUUCGACCACGACGUAUCCCUUCCGAAAGUGUGAGAAGUUAUCUAUUUUUCUGGCUUCAGAAAUGUUGUGCCGAAGCACAAUUUCUCGUGUUCUCUCUGUCCGGGGAUCAACAGCUUCAGCAAAACGAUUCCAAGGUACUUUGGUGAUUGCCGAACAUGACAACGCUGCGUUGAGUGCGAUUACCUUGAACACUAUCACCGCUGCUAAACAGCUUGGUCAAGAAGUUACCUGUCUUGUUGCUGGUGAUGGUUGUGGUCCGGUGGUAGAUCAGGUCAGUAAAAUUGCUGACGUGAAGAAAUUGAUGGUUGCUGAUGGGCCAGCGUUCAAGGGAUUCUUACCGGAAAGUUUAACUCCAUUAGUACUUGCGUGUCAAAACCAGUUCAAAUUCACGCACAUUCUCUGCGGAGCGAGUACGUUUGGCAAGGGAAUAUUGCCAAGAAUUGCUGCGAAGUUGGAUGUUAACCCAAUAUCCGACAUCGUUGCCGUCAAAUCUCCGGACACCUUCGUUCGAACAAUAUAUGCCGGGAAUGCUGUGCAAACUCUGCAGAGUUUGGAUCCGGUAAAGGUGGUUAGUGUUCGUGGAACCGCCUUUGAAGCAGCUGCUUCCGAAGGAGGAUCCGCAGCGAAGGAAGACUGUCCGAGUGGAGACUACGCAUCGAAAUCAUCUUCUUACGUUAAGAGUGAAAUCCACAAAAGCGGCAGACCCGAACUUGCCGGAGCGAAAAUAGUCAUCAGCGGAGGUCGAGGUAUGAAAAAUGGAGAAAACUUUCAGAUGCUUUACGAUCUUGCUGAUAAGAUUGGAGGAGCUGCAGUUGGUGCAUCACGAGCAGCUGUGGAUGCCGGUUUUGUUCCGAAUGACAUGCAAGUUGGUCAAACUGGAAAAAUCGUGGCACCCGAGUUGUACAUCGCCGUUGGGAUUUCCGGCGCCAUUCAGCAUUUGGCAGGAAUGAAGGAUUCGAAAACAAUCGUCGCCAUAAAUAAGGACCCGGAGGCCCCAAUAUUUCAGGUUGCGGAUUUCGGCCUAGUGGCUGAUUUGUUCAAGGCAGUUCCUGAAAUGCUGCAGAAGGUUUAGAAUCGUAUUUAUGUUUCAAAGUAUAGACUUCUGUAUGAACCGUUAUGAUGGGUGAUCGACGAUGCUGGUAUGCGGCUUUCCUCCUUCUCUGGGAGACUCGUGUAAUUUUCGGAGAAAUUUCCAUCUUCAUAAAAUACAAUUUUGGGUAUAAGUGGAUUGAUCGUGGUCAUAAAAUGCUGAUAUGUCAAUGAAUA